AUGCAAAUCAUUAAGGAUGAGAUGAUAAUGAAUAACCAAAUUCUAGAUUUUGGCAUGACAGAAAAUCAAAAACUUGAAUCAAUCUGUCAGCAGUUAAAACAUAUUUGUACUGUUUCUUUAAAACUCUUACCUCCUAAAUCAAGAUAAAAGCGAAUAGGAAAGAAGAGAGUAUUGAAAAAAUGGUUUAAAAACCAUACCUAUAAAAAAGAGUCAAAGCGUGUUCAAUCUAAAAAGACUAUUCCAAACUAUUUUGAGGUCUCUCGAAAUGAAAUGGAAGAGAAGAUUGCACUAAUUAGUGGAUUAUAGCAAUAGAUACAAUAAAUAAAGUUGAUGAUGCCUCAAAUAUGA
Messenger RNA from Paramecium tetraurelia, 348 nucleotides. RefSeq lists its product as uncharacterized. The transcript has a single exon. The record is from RefSeq and is a predicted model, not a curated record. NCBI's taxonomy places the organism in Eukaryota, Ciliophora, Oligohymenophorea, Peniculida, Parameciidae.